GGAGCCUCCGCAGCGCAGGCCAGACCUGUAGCUGCUGCUGCUGCUGCUCCGGCGGCCCAGGAGCAGGGAGGAGGCGGCGGGGGCGGCGGCGCUUCCCGGGCCAGAGGGGGCCAGUCCCAAGGAGGCCUCUCUUCCUUCCUGCAGCCAGCCGGCCCUUUCUUCUAUCCCCACUUUUGGGUCGGGCACGUGGCUGCCGGGAUCCCCCUUCCCGGAGAGAAAGGUGCCACCUCGAACCUGGAUUGCUUUGCCCAAGGAGGGGGCCAUCAUGACCAACAACGUGGUGGAGGAUGAACUGGAAUUCUACUCCAAGGCCGAGAAGUACUGGAAGGACAUCCCCGCCACGGUGGACGGCAUGUUGGGGGGCUACGGACACAUCUCCAGCAUUGACAUCAACAGCUCCAGAAAGUUCUUGCUCAGGUUCAUCCGGGACAGCCCAACGAAGACCGGGACAGCCCGUGCUUUGGACUGCGGGGCAGGCAUAGGCAGGAUCACCAAGAGACUCCUUUUGCCACUUUUCAAAACAGUGGACAUGGUGGACGUCACCGAAGACUUCCUGAACAAGGCCAAAACCUACCUCGGUGAAGAGGGGCGGCGCGUGAGGAACUACUUCUGCUGCGGCUUACAAGACUUCAGUCCAGAGCCCGGAGCUUAUGAUGUCAUCUGGAUCCAGUGGGUCAUAGGACACUUGACAGACAACGACCUCUCCAACUUCCUGAAGAGGUGUCGGCUGGGCCUUCAGCCCAACGGCCUCAUCGUCAUCAAGGACAACAUGGCCCAGGAAGGCGUCAUCAUGGAUGAUGUGGACAGCAGCGUAUGCCGCGACCUGGACGUCGUCUGCAAGAUCAUCCGCCGAGCUGGGCUCAGCCUCUUGGCCCAAGAGAAGCAGGACAACUUCCCUGACGAAAUCUACCACGUCUAUACUUUGGCCAUGAGAUGAAGGCUCUGGAGGCUGGGAGAGAGAAAGAACACUUUCCCAGAAGCCCCAUGGGGGCGCGGCUGAGUGAGGAAGCGCCUCCGGAGGGAGUGGCAGGGGGCUGAGACCACCAACCUGAGGAGCCGGUCCAGACAUCUUGGGCGUGCAUCUUGACCGUUUUGCCAAGACGGGUUUUGGUAGGGAAGAAUUUGAGCCUUUUGUCCUCCGGUAAAGCAGCGGUUUGGAAGACAAUAUAUUUGUGCUGUUGGCAGAUGUUUGUUGUCUUGUGGAUUGUGGGUAGUUGUGGGGGGUAAAGCAUGUUCUUCCCCUUACCAACCUGACCCAGGACAGGGGAGUCUUAAAUGUGACUGGUCUGUCAAGACUUUUGUAUACCUCAGGAAUCUUGGGCUAUCCUACAUAAAGCCAAAUCGCUUUAUUUGUAUUGUCUGCUGACCUUGCUCAGAGUACACUUAAUAAAUCAAAAUGCCUUCAACAGGCAA
This is a messenger RNA of Heteronotia binoei (common prickly gecko), 1413 nucleotides long. RefSeq names its product N-terminal Xaa-Pro-Lys N-methyltransferase 1 (gene NTMT1). Gene Ontology annotation, cellular component: cytoplasm. Lineage: Eukaryota; Metazoa; Chordata; Lepidosauria; Squamata; Gekkonidae. The coding region runs from base 266 to 937 and encodes 223 amino acids. The transcript has 4 exons. The record is from RefSeq and is a predicted model, not a curated record. Gene Ontology annotation, molecular function: N-terminal protein N-methyltransferase activity.